Ornithodoros turicata is the source of this 1991-nucleotide messenger RNA. RefSeq names its product folylpolyglutamate synthase, mitochondrial-like. Bases 16 to 1722 code for a protein of 568 amino acids. NCBI's taxonomy places the organism in Eukaryota, Metazoa, Arthropoda, Arachnida, Ixodida, Argasidae. Gene Ontology annotation, cellular component: mitochondrion; cytoplasm; cytosol. The transcript has 12 exons. Gene Ontology annotation, molecular function: ATP binding; tetrahydrofolylpolyglutamate synthase activity. Gene Ontology annotation, biological process: tetrahydrofolylpolyglutamate biosynthetic process. The record is from RefSeq and is a predicted model, not a curated record.
GCACAGUCUAGGCCAAUGGGCUUGCAACAUGGUGUAUGGGCGCAGUGGUACAUACUCUACAGCCGCGUCCGCGGGUACCUGAGGAGGACUGUUAUAACCGGCUUCGCAGCGUGUCGUUACCCUGGAAUGCAAAGUUUGCUCCGCAAGAUGGUCAAGUCCAAGAUCGCUCAACUCGCGCGGGAUUUUUCGCUGAGGCACAGCCCGAGCGUGAAGCAGACGAACACUUACGAGGACGCGGUGUGUGCCCUAAACAAGCUUCAGAGCAAUGAGAUGACGAUACAGAAGUCUCUUCUUGAUCGCACUAACCCAAUCAAGAACGUCCAGAAAAUGCCGCUUUUUCUCGAGGCUACGGGCAUAAAGGUAGAGGAACUAGACGCCCUGAAUGUCAUCCACGUAGCUGGCACUAAAGGUAAAGGUUCGACGUGUGCGUUCGCGGAAAGCAUCCUCAGGUCUCACGGGUUCAAGACAGGACUUUACACCUCACCACAUCUGGUAGCUGUGCGCGAACGGAUACGUCUCAAUGGGAUUCCCCUGUCCAAGGAAAAGUUUGCCACUUACUUUUGGCAAGUGUACACCACUCUCAAAAACCAGGAAACUGUAGACCAUGUCAAAAUGCCAGCCUACUUCAUGUUUCUAACGAUCAUGGCUUUCAAGGUUUUCAUACAGGAGAAGGUAGACGUGGUGGUACUGGAGGUGGGCGUCGGCGGCGAAUACGACUGCACGAACAUCGUCAGGAGUCCGCGCGUGAUCGGCAUCACGUCCCUGGGACUGGACCACACCCGCCUUCUCGGAACAACGAUCCGGGAGAUCGCCUGGCAGAAGGCCGGCAUCAUGAAGAAGGGUGUCCCGGCCUUCACCGUGCCCCAGCCGGAGGGGGGUCUGCAGACACUUCUCGAGAGGGCAACGGAGAAAGAGUGUCGUCUGCAACUCGCCCCGCCCCUGCUCGCUUACGACUGGGACACUGAAAGGUGCAAAUUGGGCAUUCCAGGGGAGCCGCAGGAGCAGAACGCGUCCCUCGCGCUGCAGCUCUGCAGGACCUGGCUGCAUGCUGCUGCUAACGUCGCCAAAGAACCUGACCUACAGCGUUUGUUUGUCGAGGACGACUGCUUCCUGAGCAUAGCCACACCAUUCCUCAUCCCGCAGCCAACGGCAAAGGGGCUGGCUAUGUGCCACUGGCCUGGGAGGUGCCAAACGGUGCAGGUGGCCAAGGGACUCACCUAUUUCUUGGACGGUGCGCACACGCUAGAGUCGCUCCAGUGUUGCCUGCGGUGGUUCCGCGAAGCGUCUGCGUCGGAGGAAGUCGGCGGCAGGGAGGUGCGCCAGGUGCUGUUCUUCAACUGCAUCGGGGAUCGGCGGCCCGAGAUGCUCCUCUCCCUUCUGGUCGACCAUCCGUUUCACUUUGCGCUUUUCUCGCCAAACAAACUGUCGCUCACAAAGAGCCCUUACUCGGAUCAGAGCGACUUCACCGUGGGAGAGAACACGGAGGUGUCCCGUUGCCGAGCAAACCUGCGCAUCUGGUGCCAUCUACUGAGCAGCCUGCAGGAGGAAGAGAAUGAAGGCAGACACGAAAACAGUUGCCUGCUCUUUCCCUGCAUCCAGGAUGCAAUGCACUGGCUGCAGGAACUCGACACGCAGGAAACGCACUAUCAGGUGUUGGUGACUGGGAGCCUGCAUCUUGUUGGGGGUGUCAUGACACACAUCAAUCCUCACUUGGCACUCUAACUGCAUUUAACAUCUGCCCAGAAGAGUGGCUCGAAGAUCAAGAGAGUUGCCAGCAGAAGUGGAAUGGAAAUGGAAGACUCAGCAUACCGUGUUUGCCAUCGUUGCAGCAUGAUUUCCCCGCUAGGCUCAUCGUACACAGCAAAAACGCAUGUAGCAUCCCCGCACAGCUUCUUAUUUAACGAUGCAACGUGAGAGCAUUUUAAAGAUGGCAGAAAUAUCGUAUCGACCAAUAAAAGCCGGUCUUAACGGAACUCUUAUUGGUGCAUUUA